AUGCAGUUAUUAUUUUCAUUCGCUUCAGCAGCGCUGAUUGCUAGUGCUGCGUCGCAGACGCUCAAAGAUGGUGUUGUGCAGCAAGCAUCCACCAAGACAGGGCAGGAAGGAGGCGCCAACAAAGAACAGGCAGAAUCCCUAACUUCCAAGGAGAAUUUCAUAAACUUUUGCGCCGGCAAAACCUUGACCAACGGGCUCCAGGUGCAAGCAGGCUCCUGCAAUGGUAUUCCUAUGGGGGAAAUCCCGGCUAAGGCCAAAAUGGUCUCCACCAUCAUCACUUUUCCCACCGCCGACAAGGCUGUAGAGGCACAAAAGACUUUUGACAUUAAAGUCAAGACCUCCAACUUGGUUGCCGGCUCUUUCACCAAUCCUGACAAGACUUAUUAUGCUGCGCCGCAACAACUCAAGAAUGGGCAGGUAGUUGGUCAUACUCACGUUACUGUGCAAACACUGGGCAAGGACAUGAACCCCACCCAACCACCUGACCCAUCCACGUUUGCUUUCUUCAAGGGUAUCAACAAUAAUGGAGAUGGAGCUGGUAACCUUGCCGCCACCGUCACUGGUGGCUUACCGGCUGGCUUCUACCGUAUCUGUACUUUGGGAUCUGCAUCUAACCAUCAGCCUUUACUUAUGCCCGUCGCGCAACGAGGUGCUCAAGAUGAUUGCACAAAGUUUGAAGUAAAGCAGGGCGCAGGCGGAGCUGGAGGUGGUGGUCAAGCUAAGGAUAACAAAGCUGCUGGACAAGAUAAAGCUGCUGGACAAGACAACAAAGCCGCUGGACAAGAUAAAAAGAAGGAUCAGGGACAAGAUAAAAAGGCUGAAGAUGGUAAGGAUGGUAAGGAUGGUAAGGAUGGCAAAAACGGUAAGCAAAAGAGAUUUACCCGCGUCUUCAUUUCAUAG
Molecule: messenger RNA, 900 nt
Organism: Blumeria graminis f. sp. triticale
Lineage: Eukaryota; Fungi; Ascomycota; Leotiomycetes; Helotiales; Erysiphaceae
Source: the annotation of a GenBank genome assembly